AUGGUGUAUUCCAUCAAACCGUUGUCCAUGUUGCUCUAUAUCACACUGGUGCUGGGCACAGCGGAUGGCUCGAGUAGAGCGGAUAGAGUUGGCCGUGUAGUCGAAGUGAAGGCUCAUGGUAAGCCGAGCUCACUGCGAAAUCCGCCGCUUGAGAGCAAGCCUUUUCGUAUUAUUGAUCAAGCUAAAGCUACUAACGAUGAUGAAAUACAGCAGUGUAAUGUAUAUCUCGAUAGUGACAGAGAAGCGACAUUCGUGUACCGUCGGUUGACGUGCCCGAGAUAUGGAAUCCUGCAUGAUGUUGUUCUUGCCGAGCAACUCAAUAAUCAUCAAUCUGAGGGACAUCACGCUGAAGAGCAGAACAAACAGAAGGACCAGAUGAACGGAAGUCCCAGCCAACACCAGAAGCUGGAUUUGGGACGAAUCAUUGGUCUAGCCCCAUGGGGAGCGCAAAUGCUCCGAGCCUUGAAGUGGAAGCCUGAAAUAAAGGACCUGCCUUUCCCUUAUCCAUCGGGCAUGAACAUUGAUGAGGAACUGGAGAAGGACUCAUAUGACUGUGAAGCUUUCCAGACGUUGCGACUGAGAAGCCGUACCAACCACAGCAAAGAAGUGAGAUGGAGUAUAUGGGUAAGAUUGAAUGCUCCUGUACUCGAGGAAGGCUUCAGAAUAAGUAGGAUCUCCACCACCAUCUCUGAAAACAUUCCAGGCUUAAGCCUGGACUUCAGUAUGUCUCGUCUGGAAGAGUUGGAGGCCAACGCAGAACGAUUCCUUCCGAACUCGACGCAGUAUCCGAGUAAACCAAAUCGUGAACAUCUUUGCUCCAGACAAUUGAAUCGCUAUCUGUAUUACAUCCUGGGGAAGAAUAAUGGCGAAGGCUCUACUGCCCUACUGAACGACAAGAAGUGGAAGCCGAUCCUCUGGCGCAUAGUUAUGUGGCUUUUCGCUGGCCAGACUGACCCCAAGAUCGAGGAUCAUUUCAUACCCAUUGGAGCGCCAAUCUACCGAGUCACAGAUCGGAAGAAUACUGUUGAGUCUGAAUCCACUCGCCAUCUAAAGACGGUGCAACACAGAAACCCAAGAGAAGAAAUUGACGCCUCGGUCUUGUUAUCACAAGUGAAGUACGAGAGGAGCAUCCUUCGCCUGAAUUGGUUCCAGGCCUGGACUCUAAUAGAGUUUUUCGUUGGUGCGUCACGCGUGGAGUAUGAUGAUGUGAAGCGAGAUUAUCAAACUUCCAAGGUACUCGUAGUUCUCGCUAUCGUGUUCGAUGAGAGCUCCGAGGCCAUCGAACCAGUAUUCGAGCCUGUCAAAUUGUUCUUGAACAAGACGGCUCCUGAUGCUGUUGAUAAGCCAGGCCAUUUUCGACGUGAUUGCCCUCUAUUAAAGACCGAUAUGUCUCCUCCUUCGGGAAACACCGAGGCAGCGCCGAUGAAGCAGUAG
Messenger RNA from Perkinsus marinus ATCC 50983, 1434 nucleotides. RefSeq lists its product as hypothetical. Lineage: Eukaryota; Perkinsozoa; Perkinsida; Perkinsidae. The transcript has 9 exons. The record is from RefSeq and is a predicted model, not a curated record. The coding region runs from base 1 to 1434 and encodes 477 amino acids.